UGUGGUAGGGACCUGGACCAGGCUAGUAUGGAGGCUGUGGUUGCCCUCCUGGCUGGGCUUCCUCUCCAGCCGGAGGAGGGCGAUGGUGGAGACCUCAUGGAGGCCAAGUCACAGCUCUUCCUGAAGUACUUCACGCUCUUCAUGAACCUGCUCAAUGACUGCAGUGAGGUGGAAGAGGAUGGUGGUGGUGGUGGCGGUAGUGGCGGUGGCGGUGGUGGUGGUGGUGGUGGUGGCGGUGGUGGCGGUGGUGGUGGUGGUGGCUGUAGUGGGCGCAAGCGAGGAAUGUCUCGCCGGCUGGCAUCACUGCGGAACUGUACCGUGCUUGCCAUGUCCAACCUGCUCAACGCCAACGUGGACAGCGGGCUCAUGCACUCCAUCGGCCUAGGCUACCACAAGGACCUCCAGACUCGCGCCACCUUCAUGGAGGUGCUCACCAAGAUCCUACAGCAGGGCACGGAGUUCGACACGCUGGCCGAGACGGUGCUGGCUGAUCGCUUCGAGCGACUGGUGGAGCUCGUGACGAUGAUGGGAGACCAGGGGGAGCUGCCCAUCGCCAUGGCACUGGCUAACGUGGUGCCCUGCUCUCACUGGGACGAGUUGGCACGUGUACUAGUGACACUCUUUGACUCGAGACAUCUGCUGUACCAGCUACUCUGGAACAUGUUCUCCAAGGAGGUGGAGCUCGCGGACUCGAUGCAAACUCUCUUCCGGGGCAACAGCCUCGCCAGCAAGAUCAUGACCUUCUGCUUCAAGGUGUACGGCGCCACCUACCUGCAGAAGCUUCUGGAACCGCUGCUGCGUGUCGUGAUGACCUCACCAGAGUGGCAGCACUGCAGCUUCGAGGUGGACCCCGCCAGGCUGGACUCUGCCGGCCACCUACAGGACAACCAGCACCACCUACUACGUAUGACCCAGCUGUUCUUCCACACGAUUGUCCACUCCACCGGUGACUUCCCACCGCAGCUGCGCAGCGUCUGCCACUGCCUCUACCAGGCCACUUGCUUCAGUCUGAGUAAGUCGUCCAGUUGUAAGGAAUCCCGAGACGGCUUAAGAAAAUCCGUGGUGUCCCAGCGUUUCCCACAGAACAGCAUCGGUGCCGUGGGCAGUGCCAUGUUCCUGCGCUUCAUCAACCCGGCCAUUGUGAGCCCCUACGAGGCCGGGAUCCUCGACAAGAAGCCGUCGCCCCGGGCCGAGCGUGGACUCAAACUCAUGUCCAAGAUCCUGCAGAGCAUAGCGAACCACGUGCUCUUCACCAAGGAGGAACACAUGACCCCUUUCAACAACUUCGUGGAGAGCAACUUUGAGCACGCACGCAGGUUCUUCCAGGACAUCGCCUCCGACUGUCCCGUGGCAGAAGCGGUGAACCACGGCGGCGGUGGCGGCGGUGGCGGAGGAGGCGGUGGAGGCGGUGGAGGCGGUGGAGGCGGUGGAGGCGGUGGAGGCGGUGGAGGCGGUGGAGGCGGUGGCCUGUCCCUCAUCAGCGAUGGCAACGUGCGGGCGCUGCACCGUCUGCUGUGGAACAACCAGGAGAAGAUCGGGCAGUACCUGUCCAGUAACAGAGACCACAAGGCAGUGGGGCGGCGACCCUUUGACAAGAUGGCGACGCUGCUGGCCUACCUGGGGCCUCCGGAGCACAAACCGGUGGCCGACACCCAUUGGUCGAGCCUGAACCUCACCAGCUCCAAGUUUGAGGAGUUCAUGACGAGGCACCAGGUCCACGAGAAGGAGGAGUUUAAGGCCCUCAAGACGCUCAACAUUUUCUACCAGGCCGGCGUUUCGAAGGCUGGGAACCCCGUCUUCUACUACAUCGCACGCCGCUUCAAGGCCGGCCAGAUCAACGGCGACCUGCUCAUCUACCACGUGCUGCUGACCCUGAAGCCGUUCUACGGGAAGCCGUACGAGCUGGUGCUAGACCUGACACACACGGGGGCAGGCAACCGGUUCAAGACGGACUUCCUGUCCAAGUGGUUCGUGGUUUUCCCCAGCGCCGCCUACGAGAAUGCCGUCUGCGUCUACGUCUACAACUGUAACUCCUGGGUCCGUGAGUACACCAAGUACCACGAGCGCCUGUUGACCGGGCUCAAGGGUAGCAAGCGACUGGUGUUUGUCGAGUCCCUGGGACGUCUGGCUGACUACGUGGACACGUCACAGCAGCGUCUGCCCGGAGCCACGCUCGCUCUCGACGAGGACCUCAAAGUGUUUCACAGCGCCCUGAAGCUGUCGCACAAAGACACGAAGGUGUCCAUCAAGGUGGGCCCUACGGCCGUGCAGGUGAUGUCUGCGGAGAAGACUCGCGUGCUGGGUCAGUACGUUCUGCUGGACGAUGUGCACUACGCGUCCGAGAUCGAGGAAAUCUGCCUCGUGGACGAGAACCAGUUCACGCUCACCAUCGCCAACCAGGGCACCCCGCUGACGUUCAUCCACACGGACUGCGAGGCCAUCGUGCAGUCCAUCAUCCACAUCCGGACCCGCUGGGAGUUAUCGCAACCGGACUGCAUUCCACAGCACACCAAGAUACGUCCCAAGGACGUGCCGGGCACGUUGCUCAACAUAGCUCUCCUCAACCUGGGCAGCUCCGACCCCAGCCUCCGCUCUGCGGCCUACAACUUGCUCUGCGCUCUCACCUGCACGUUCAACCUGAAGAUCGAGGGUCAGCUGCUGGAGACGUCUGGCUUGUGCAUCCCGGCCAACAACACCCUCUUCAUCGUGUCCAUCAGCAAGACGCUGGCCCUCAACGAGCCUCACCUCACGCUCGAGUUCCUGGAGGAGUGCAUCUCGGGGUUCAGCAAGUCCAGUAUCGAACUGAAGCACCUGUGUCUGGAGUACAUGACCCCGUGGCUCUCCAACUUGGUCCGCUUCUGCAAGCACUCGGAUGAUGCGAAGCGUCAGCGAGUAUCGGCCAUCCUGGACAAGCUCAUCACCAUGACCAUCAACGAGAAGCAGAUGUAUCCUUCCAUACAGGCCAAGAUCUGGGGCAGUCUCGGGCAGAUCACCGACCUGCUGGACGUGGUGCUGGACAGCUUCAUCAAAACCAGCGCCACGGGCGGUCUGGGUUCCGUCAAGGCCGAGGUGAUGGCCGAUACAGCGGUGGCGCUCGCCUCCGGCAACGUCAAGCUGGUGUCAAGCAAGGUGAUAGGCAGGAUGUGCCGUAUCAUAGACAAGACUUGCCUCUCACCGACUGCUACGCUGGAGCAGCACCUCAUGUGGGAUGACAUCGCAAUUCUCGCCAGGUACAUGCUCAUGCUGAGUUUCAACAACUCCCUGGACGUGGCCACCCACCUCCCCUACCUCUUCCACGUCGUGACGUUGCUCGUUGCCACGGGGCCCCUGUCCCUAAGGGCCUCCACUCACGGCCUCGUCAUCAACAUCAUCCACUCACUGUGCACGUGCUCCCAGCUCAACUUCAGUGAGGAGACGAAGCAAGUCCUGCGCCUCAGCGUGACCGAGUUCUGCCUGCCCAAGUUCAAGCUGCUGUUCGGCAUCAGCAAGGUGAAGUCGGCCGCCGUCAUCGCCUUCCGCGCCAGCUACCGAGACCGUUCCUUCUCGCCGGGCUCGUACGAGCGGGAGAGCUUCUCGCUCACCUCGCUCGAGGUGGUGACCGACGCUCUGCUGGAGAUCAUGGAGGCCUGCAUGCGUGACCAGCCGACCUGCCGCUGGCUGGAGCAGUGGACGGAGCUCGCCCAGAAGUUUGCGUUCCAGUACAACCCGUCCCUACAGCCGCGUGCCCUCGUGGUGUUUGGCUGCAUCAGCAAGCGAGCGACCAGCACUCACAUCCGCCAGAUCCUGCACAUUCAGAGCAAGGGUCUAGAGAGUUCACUGAAGGGGCCUGACAGCUACAACAGCCUGGUUCUCAUCGAGGCCACGGUCAUCGCCCUGAUGCGCCUGCAGCCUCUACUCGCACGUGUGAGUAGCACACACACACACACC
Messenger RNA from Petromyzon marinus (sea lamprey), 3927 nucleotides. The record is from RefSeq and is a predicted model, not a curated record. Lineage: Eukaryota; Metazoa; Chordata; Hyperoartia; Petromyzontiformes; Petromyzontidae.